AGUGAAAGCGCAGCUGCUUCGCUCCGCCCCGUGACUGGGGCGAAGCAAAGAGCGUUUGUCCCUUUGCAUCAGCACUCUCAGAGGCUUAAAACCAGAGAAGCGAGAAUGCUUGAAAGACAAGGGGAUAAAGUUCCAUUUCCUCCCGUAAAAUUGUGUGGAAAUUAGCGAGUCUUUAGAGACUAAAGCGACUGAAUAAGAAGGGAGGGUUUUGUGGAUGGAGUAUAUCUUUGUAGCGAGGAGAGGAAAGCAUUGUCCUCAGUGGAGUAUGGCACAACGCGAGCCUUCUUUGCAUGGAAAGGAAGCGUCAACUUUAUAUACGUUUCAGCGUGAAGCGUUUUCACUUCGUUAAUGUGGAUUGGACGCGCCCUUGCUAGCGAAAAAGCAAGACAGAAGUGACCAGCAAGGACCGGGACAACACUCGUCUUCAGGUCGCGCAACGUGUACGCGAAAGUACUUUGCAGAUGUUAGAUAAUAACGGUAAUCUUUAUAUAUAUAUAUUUGUAUAGAGAGAGAGAGAGACAGAGACCAUUUGAAUCCAGCAUGCACAACUGUUUGAGGGAUUGAUGUGUAUGAGUGAUUUGUUGUUCUGACUGCGCGAUGGCCCUCAGGUCCAGAAGACCUUUGGUGAGCGUCAUCGUUGGGGUUUUUCUUGGCUUCACAGCCGCAUCGUGGCUGGUUGUGCCCAGAGUUGUGAAGAUCAGUGUGAAGAACAGAAGGUCUUCAGUGUGUACAUACUACAGUAGCGACAGGGCUCAGGCUAAAGUUUCAGGCACCGCCCACAGUACCUCAUCUACCAUUGGCAGACAGAAGCAUCUGCAGCCACUCUUCUCCAGCCAGGAAGGCAGUGAUGAAGGUGAACAGGAGCCUUAUGGGACAGGGAACAGUAGUGGUCCUGUACCUCCUGCUAGAUUCUUGUAUGUGGGGGUCAUGACAGCUCAGAAGUAUCUGGCCUCCAGGGCUGUGGCUGCCUACAGGACAUGGGCCUCCAACAUCCCUGGGCGGGUUGAGUUCUUCUCCAGUGAGGGCUCUGAGAAGGUCUCCCUGCCAAUUCCAAUGCCUGUCAUUCCUCUGGCAGGUGUCGAUGAUUCAUACCCUCCGCAGAAGAAAUCUUUCAUGAUGCUGAAGUACAUGCAUGACCAUUAUUUGGAUAAAUACGAGUGGUUUAUGCGGGCUGAUGAUGAUGUCUACAUUAGAGGUGAGAAGUUGGAAUUGUUUCUUCGCUCACUCAACAGCAGUAAACCGCUGUAUCUGGGUCAGACAGGUCUUGGUACUAGAGAGGAGCUGGGUAAAUUGGCCCUGGAGCCUGGAGAGAACUUCUGUAUGGGUGGUCCAGGGAUGAUUUUUAGCCGAGAAGUUCUCCGCAGGAUGGUGCCACACAUCGGCUCCUGUCUGAAAGAGAUGUACACUACUCAUGAAGAUGUGGAGAUAGGACGGUGCGUCAGGCGUUUUGGAGGGACCCAGUGCGUCUGGUCAUAUGAGAUGCAGCAGUUGUUCUAUGAAAACUAUGAGCACAACAAGAAAGGUUUUAUCCAGGACCUUCACAGUAGCAAGAUCCAAAAUGCCAUCACGCUACACCCCAACAAGCGUCAAACUUAUCAAUACAGGCUGCACAGCUACCUGCUCAGCCGCAAGAUCUCUCAGCUCCGGUAUCGCACGAUUCUGCUGCACCGUGAAGGUGUCACCAUGAGCCGACUCGGCAAUGCUGCAGUCCAGUGGGAGGACCAGCUAUUGGGGGCACCACUGUCCUAUACCCGCUAUAGCCCCACAGAGCGGGGAGGCGUCAUAGAGUGGGAUUUUCUGACAAGCAGGCACCUGUACUCCACCAGCGAGAGGCAGAUGCCCUAUCAAGGCCUUGGAAACAUGUACCGCUCAGCGCUUGAAGAUACAGUGCUUCAAGUGAUGGAGAUGAUCAAUGAGAACUCCAAAACUCGAGGCCGCAUCAUAGACUUCAAAAAGAUCCAGUAUGGCUAUAGAAGGGUGGAUCCACUUCAUGGUGCCGAAUACAUCUUGGACCUUAUGCUGCUUUACAAGAAGCACAAGGGUAGGAAAGUGAUGGUGCCAGUCCGGAGACAUGCUUACCUUCAGCAGUCCUUCAGUAAACCAUUCUUCAGUGAAGCAGAGGAACUGAAUGUUGGCGACAUGGUAAACGCCAUCAACGGUGACUCUCAUUUGCUCUCAUUCCUCUCCAGCUCGCUUAAGAUCUUCUCUUCCUUCCAGAUCUCAGAAUCCACAAAAGAGGUGCAAAAGCCAAUUCAAACAAAAAUCCACUUCCUUGUACCGCUCAUGGGCCGCUAUGAAGUUUUAGUACGUUUCAUGAAAAGCUUUGAGAGAAUCUGCCUGAUCCCGAACCAGAACAUGAAACUGACCAUGAUCCUGGUUGACAGUGAUACAAACCAGGAUAAGGAGAGACACCUAGAGCUGAUUAAGGAAUAUCAUGACAGAUAUCCUAAAGCAGACCUAUCUAUCAUACCCAUGAUGGGAAACUUUUCUCGAGGCCUGGCCCUUGAGAUGGGCUCUUCUCAGCUGGCUAACAACUCACUGCUGUUUUUCUGUGAUGUGGACCUGGUCUUCAACAUUGACUUUAUCCAAAGGUGUCGAGACAACACUGUGGAAGGAAGGCAGGUAUAUUUCCCUAUAGUCUUCAGUCAGUAUGAUCCAAAAAUUGUCUAUGCUGGGGGCCUUUCUGAAGAGAGCACCUUUGUUUUCACAAAGAAGAGUGGAUUUUGGCGAGACUAUGGAUUUGGUAUCACCUGCAUAUACAAAAGUGACUUGCUUAAAGCUGGGGGUUUUGACACCUCAAUACAAGGCUGGGGUUUAGAAGAUGUUGAUUUGUUCACAAAAGUCAUUAAUUCUGGGUUGAAAGUGUUUCGCUCUCAAGAAGCAGGUAUUGUACAUAUUUAUCAUCCUGUCUUGUGUGACACACAUUUAGACCCUAAGCAAUACAAAAUGUGUGUCGGGUCUAAAGUGAGCACUUAUGCAUCCACAAUGCAGCUGGCAGAAUUGUGGUUGUCCAAACAUUUAGGCAUUGAUUAUAACAGGACUUCCUCCUGAUGUUGCAAACAAUACCCAGCAAUCCCUGGAGUUUACCUCAGAUUGCAAAAGUGCAAAGCAAUUCAUUCACCGUAUGUGUGAUACUGGUAUCUGGAUGUAUGUACAUCCUAUCAAAUAAGCACUUUUCAGAUCCUUUAGUGUAACCUUGAAAUGUUUUUUUAUGCCUUCUCAGUAUGUUGCAGUAUCUUCAGAAGGGUAUUUAUUGAACAGGUCUAAAAAGAAGUCACUUUGGAAUGUAUGCUAUGAGCUUAUUCUGAGCUUUGUUUUCCAUCUUGCUUUCUUCUCAUACACUUAGGAGCAUAUUCUGUCACAUGUGAACAUAUCACAAGUUCACACUGCAGUGGUUAUAAUAGUAAUAAAGAUGACAAUAAAAAUUACCUAAAGUGCCACCAGGGCUUGAAAACGAAAAAAUAAAAUAAAAUAAAUAAAUCGGUUCACUCAGAGCAGAAUCGAUAUUUUAACGUUUCCUUUUCCUGCGUUCCCCUGAUAUUAUUACCAUUCCGAAACUGUUUGGGGUGGAAGAAAUACCGGUUAAUAACGUCAUUUAAAAAAAAAAAAAAAAAAAAAACUCUUUUCUUUACUCAAAAAGAAAAGGAACAAAUAGAGAUCUAACGGUUAGUCACAGCGAAUACAGCAUCAUCUUCUCUAGAUUUUGGGCAAA
This is a messenger RNA of Carassius auratus (goldfish), 3712 nucleotides long. RefSeq names its product chondroitin sulfate synthase 3-like. The transcript has 3 exons. Gene Ontology annotation, cellular component: Golgi cisterna membrane. NCBI's taxonomy places the organism in Eukaryota, Metazoa, Chordata, Actinopteri, Cypriniformes, Cyprinidae. The record is from RefSeq and is a predicted model, not a curated record. Gene Ontology annotation, molecular function: glucuronosyl-N-acetylgalactosaminyl-proteoglycan 4-beta-N-acetylgalactosaminyltransferase activity. Bases 598 to 3051 code for a protein of 817 amino acids.